UGAUCUCCUUAAGUUCCGGCAACGCUUCGGACCUGGGCAGUCCGCCCAUCGUGUCGUCCAUCUGGGCGGCGCUGCAGCUGCUCAGCGCCCGCUAUCCGGCGGUGAUGCACAACUACACCUUCUACCCGCACCAGAUGUCCGCCGAGUCUGUCUGCUCCGAUGACGCCCGCGGUGUGUCCACCAUCGAGGUCGGGUUGGCCGAUAUCUACAGUAACGGCGUGCUGGAGCUGGAUGGACCCACCGGACCCACCAUGGUCGUCGCCGCUGCUUGUCCCUCGGUCUUCCAGUCGCUGGCCAAUUUUGCACGAGAGUUGGAUGUGCUGGCAAUGAGCUACACAACGCAGGAUGCCGGAUUCAACGACAAGACCCGCUUCCCGACGUGGCUGGCCUUUGGUAUCGGCGACAUCUUCGGGAUCGGCGCGAAAGUGCUGGAUCUGAUGGACCGCUUCGGCUGGCGCUCCAUCGCCGUUAUCGAGGACAGGGUCAGCAGCUUCCUGCGCAUCGGCUAUAGUCGCCGCAUAGAGCAGCACUGCAAAGGCGUCAAGGAACUCUUAAAGAAGCGCACCGACAUCAACUCCCGUAUUGACAUCAUGGUCGACUCGCGGCCCGCCAACGUCACCACCGCCAACGGCAGCGACUGGGCGACAACAGCGCUGCUGGAAGCGGCUAAUUUCAGCCGCAUUAUCCUGACGUGCACGCUGGGCCUCUCGCAGCGGGAAAUCGCCCUGGCAGCGUCCGAUCUCGGCAUGACGAACGGUGACUACGUCUUUAUGCAUUUAUACGAGAUUGAGGUGGCCAACGAAAAUCCACUAAGCUGCAAGAAUCCCGACGGAUCAUACGAUGUGAAAUUGUGUGAUGCCUUCGCGAGCUACUUCAUGAUCCGCACCAGCCCGGUUGAUUGGGAGAAACUGAAGCCCUUCACCAGCAGUGCGGAGGCCUACGCCAAGCGGAAAUACGGCAGCAAGCUGAAGAACCUCGAAAUUGCGGGAGCGGAAAUGAUGACGGUGCUAUUCGAAGCCCUGGAGACGGUAGUGCAGACUCUGGACCGAGAGCGGCUCCUCAGCAACGGCAGCGAGGUCCCCGCCUUCAGCGCCCACCGGACCGCGGCGCAGACCUUCGGCCAGACCUACAACCUGACGUCCCGGCAGAUGCGCAUGUCACCCAACGGCACCCGCGUGGUCUCCGUUCACAUCCAGGUCUUUAACCAGUCCACCAACGAGUUCCAGACGCUGUUCCUGGCCGAUACGGCGUCCCGGGGACUGACGCGGGUGGUUUUCGGGAAGGAGGAUCUCCCGUGGGAGCCCGGCGAGGUGCCGUUGGACCGGCCGCUCUGCGGCAUCCACAACGAGAAAUGCUACGAUCGGGAGCAGGCCCGCCGCCUCACCGCUAUCGUCCUCGGGGUCUUCGUCCCGCUGAUGUGCCUCAUCGCCGCGGGGGUCCUCCUGGAAAGGUGGCACCGACAGGCGCAUGCGUAUAAGCAGUGGCUCAUCGGACCGUCGGCGUUGGUGCGCUCGGCGUACAUGUCGACGACGGCCAGCGCGUUGUCGUUCAAACUGGGCGGAAAGCGCCUGAUGGAAGUGCACGGCGUCAAGGUCAUCUGCUGCACACCGGAGACCGAGGACAGCUGCGACCUCAUCGGUGGCGUGAUGUGCGCCGACCCCAGCGUUUUCCUCAAAGGUCACCAUCGCAUGAAGGUCACGCUAAAGAAGACGCAGCUGUCAAAAGUCCUUUCGCAGAUCAGCACGGUGCAGCACGCCAACGUCAACCGCUUCCACGGGAUUUUCCUGCACGCCAAUCCACCGUUUCUCUGCCAGCAGUACUGCGAACGCGGAUCUCUCAACGACCUUAUGGCACUCAAGGGCGGCAUCGACUGGGAUUUGAAGCUGUCGCUUAUUUCCGAUCUGAUCGAAGGACUGUACGCCAUCCACCACUCGCCCAUUAAAUUCCACGGCCAUCUCCGCCCGACCAAAUGCGUGAUCGACCAGCGCUUCUGCUUAAAAAUCGACGACCUGGGUCACGAAGCCAUCCUGGGUUUCUUGGGCGCCCUCCGCCCGACGGCUUCCGCCACACCCUUCACCGCACCGGAGCUCCUAUUGUACCACUCGGCCGGCGCACCCUCCGACUUGUUCGCCUUCGGCGCGCUGGUGGCCUUCAUAGUCACGGAGCAGCCGCUCAGCCGGACACUCACCACGAUCUAUUUCGACGGAACAGAAACCAAGCAGUCCAACGUCACCCACAUCCGGAAACGUCCGAGCUUCUACGUCCACUACGAACAUCCCGGCUGUCAGGAUUUAGAGAAGCUGAUCGAGAAGUGCUGGGACGAAGACCCCGCCGCGCGUCCAUCUGCGUCCUACGUCCGCGCUCGAUUGCGGAAGAUCACUGGGUCGCGGAAUCUCCUGGAGAGUCUCCUGGAGCGAUUACGCAAUCACACCGAGAACCUGGAGGUGUCGGUGUAUAAUCGGAAGGUGGAAUUAGUUAACGAACAGAUGCGCUGCGACGCCCUGCUCAACGAGAUGCUCCCGCGGGAGGUGGUGCGGAAACUGCGCGCCGGCCAGGAGGUUAUCCCGGAGGCCUUCGAGGCCGUCAGCAUCUUCUUCAGCUACAUGCGCGGUUUCAACGAGUUCGCCGCCACGUCGGCGCCCCUGGAAAUUGUCAACUUUCUGGAUAUACUGUACUCGCGGUUCGACGACAGUUUGAGCCGGUUUCGGGUGUGCAAGAUCGAAGCCACCGGCGAUAAUUAUUUGGUCGCCAGUGGUCUACCGGUGCGCAACGGCAGCGAGCAUAUUCGCGAAAUUUGUGACCUUUCCGCCGAGUUGAUGAGCGUCUUCGAUAAUAAUGUCGGCGGGAGGAAGAUCGAGCUGCAGGCGGGCGUGCACAGCGGUCCGGUGGAAGCCGGCAUUAUCGGUCACAAGCGGCCGCGAUAUUGCCUAUUUGGCGACACGAUGAAUACUGCGUCGCGAAUGGCCUCGCACGGCGAACCGAGACGGAUCCAUCUGAGUGCGGAAGCGGCCGGUUUGGCCGACACGUUCGGCUUCCAGCUGGAAGACCGGGGAUUCAUUUACGUCAAGGGUAAAGGCGACACGAGGACGUUUUGGCUGAAUCCGUCCUGCUGAACAACUGCUCAGGAUCGCGUGUGUUUCAUUCAGUCUUU
This is a messenger RNA of Paramacrobiotus metropolitanus, 3151 nucleotides long. RefSeq names its product atrial natriuretic peptide receptor 1-like. The transcript is spliced from 17 exons. Gene Ontology annotation, biological process: receptor guanylyl cyclase signaling pathway; cGMP biosynthetic process; protein phosphorylation. The record is from RefSeq and is a predicted model, not a curated record. NCBI's taxonomy places the organism in Eukaryota, Metazoa, Tardigrada, Eutardigrada, Parachela, Macrobiotidae. Gene Ontology annotation, molecular function: protein kinase activity; ATP binding; guanylate cyclase activity. Bases 105 to 3113 code for a protein of 1002 amino acids.